Molecule: messenger RNA, 3210 nt
Organism: Cynocephalus volans (Philippine flying lemur)
Lineage: Eukaryota; Metazoa; Chordata; Mammalia; Dermoptera; Cynocephalidae
Product: KIAA0319 ortholog
Exons: 20
Coding region: 1-3210 (1069 amino acids)
Biological process (GO): neuron migration
Cellular component (GO): plasma membrane; cytoplasmic vesicle
Source: RefSeq, a predicted model, not a curated record
AUGGUGCCCGCAACAGGUGUGCUUUCAUCAUUGCUGCUGCUGGUAACCAUUGCAGGUUGUGCCUGUAAGCAGUGCAGUGAAGGGAAGACGUAUUCCAAUGCAGUCAUUUUACCUAACUUGAAAACCACCAGAAUCAUGCGGGUGCCUCAAACCUUCCCUGUGGUGGACUGCACGGCCGCUUGCUGUGACCUGUACAGCUGUGACCUGGCCUGGUGGUUUGAGGGCCGCUGCUACCUGGUGAGCUGCCCACACAAAGAGAACUGUGAGCCCAAGAAGAUGGGCCCCAUCAGGUCUUAUCUCACCUUUGUGCUCAGGCCUGUCCAGAGGUCUGCACAGUUGCUGGACUAUGGGGAGAUGAUAUUGAAUAGGGGUUCCCCUUCGGGAGCCUGGGGGGACUUACCUGAGGAUAUCAGAAAGGACUUCCCCUUUCUAGGCAAAGAUCAGGGCCUAGAGGAGAUGUCUGAGUACUCAGAUGACUACAGGGAGCUGGAGCAGGACCUCUUCCAGCCCAUCAGUAAGCAGGAGCCUAGAGGGAGUGCCGAGUACACCGAUUGGGGCCUGCUUCCUGACAGCGAGGGAGGCUUCAACUCCUCUGCUGGAGACAGCCCUACAGCAUCAGCAGAGAAGCAGCAGGACCCAGAGCUCCACGCACUGAAUGAGUCGGCUUGGACCCCUGCCCCAGAGAGAAGUUUGUUGCUUCCCUUGGCAACUACUCCAUCUUCACAAGAGGUAUUGGAAAAAGAAGAGGCUUUUCAGCUCCAGGAACAAUCCAGCAACAGCUCUGGGAAAGAGGUUCUCAUGCCUUCCCGUAAUCCUUCUCCAGCCAGCCUGGAAUUCAGCCCAGCCCCUGUGGAGCAAAGCCCUGCUGUCACAGUCACCCCGAGGAGCACAGAGCGCAGCAUCCCAACACUGCCCACUAGUGCUGUCCCCUCUGGGCCCACCCCAUCUGAGCAGCCCGCAUCUCCUACCACUGCUCCCAGGACAGUGAAUGAACUUACGGUGUCUGCUGGGGAUAACCUAAUAAUAACUUUACCCAACAAUGAAGUUGAACUGAAGGCCUUUGUUGUGCCAGCGCCACCUGCAGAAACAACCUACAACUAUGAGUGGAGUUUAAUAAGCCACCCUGUAGAAUACCGAGGUGAAAUAAAACAAGGACACAUGCAAACUCUUAACCUCUCUCAAUUGGCAGUAGGAUUUUAUGCCUUCAAAGUAGCUGUUUCUAGUGAAACUUCCUUUGGAGAAGGAUUUGUUAAUGUCACUGUUAAGCCAGCCAGAAGAGUCAACCUGCCACCUGUAGCAGUCAUUUCUCCCCUGAUACAAGAGCUCACUUUGCCUUUGACGACCGCCCUUAUCGAUGGCAGCAAAAGUACAGAUGAUACUAAAAUAGUGAGUUAUCACUGGGAAGAAAUUAGCGGGCCCUCCUUGGAGGAGAUGACUUCGGUCGAUUCCCCCAUCUUACGCUUGUCUCACCUUGUUCCUGGUAAUUAUACUUUCAGGUUGACCAUCACAGACUUGGAUGGAGCCACUAACUCCACCACUGCAGCCCUAAUAGUCAACAGUGCUGUGGACUACCCCCCAGUUGCCAAUGCGGGACCAAAUCAGACCAUAACUUUGCCCCAAAACUCCAUCACUUUGAAUGGAAACCAGAGCAGUGAUGAUCACCAGAUUAUCCUCUACGAGUGGUCCCUGGGCCCUAGGAGUGAGAGCAAAGAGGUGACCAUGCAGGGAGUGCAGACACCAUACCUUCACUUAUCUGAAAUGCAGGAAGGAGAUUAUACGUUUCAGCUGAUAGUGACGGAUUCUUCAAGGCAACAAUCCAAUGCUGUGGUCACCGUGAUUGUCCAGCCUGAAGACAACAGGCCUCCAGUGGCUGUGGCCGGCCCCGAUAAGGAGCUGGUCUUUCCAAUGGAAAGUGCCACCCUGGACGGGAGCAGGAGCAGUGAUGACCACGGCAUUGUCUUCUACCACUGGGAGCACGUCAGAGGCCCCAGUGCAGUGGAGAUGGAAAAUAUCGACAAAGCGAUAGCCACUGUCACUGGUCUUCAGGUGGGUACCUACCACUUCCGUUUGACGGUGAAGGACCAGCAGGGACUGAGCAGUACGUCCACCCUCACCGUGGUGGUGAAGAGGGAAAAUAAUAGUCCUCCCAGAGCCCAGGCUGGUGGCAGACAUGUUCUUGUGCUUCCCAAUAAUUCCAUUACUUUGGAUGGUUCAAGGUCUACUGAUGACCAAGGAAUUGUGUCCUAUCUAUGGAUCCGGGAUGGCCAGAGCCCAGCAGCUGGAGAUGUCAUCGAUGGUUCUGACCACAGUGCGGCCCUGCAGCUUACGAACCUGGUGGAGGGGGUCUACACUUUCCACCUGCGGGUCAUUGACAGGCAGGGGGCCUCAGACAUGGACACUGCCACUGUGGAGGUGCGGCCAGACCCUAAGAAGGGUGGCCUGGUGGAGCUGAUCCUGCAGGUUGGUGUCGGGCAGUUGACAGAGCAGCAGAAGGACACCCUGGUGAGGCAGCUGGCGGUGCUGCUGAACGUUCUGGACUCAGACAUUAAGGUUCAGAAGAUCCAGGCCCACUCGGACCUCAGCACCAUGAUUGUGUUUUAUGUACAGAGUGGGCCACCUUUCAAGGUUCUCAAAGCUGCCGAAGUGGUCCGAAAUCUGCACAUGCGGCUCUCAAAGGAGAAGGCUGACUUUUUGCUUUUUAAGGUCUUGAGGAUUGACACAGCAGGUUGCCUUCUGAAGUGCUCUGGCCAUGGUCACUGCGACCCCAUCACAAAGCGCUGUGUUUGUUCUCAGUUGUGGAUGGAGAACCUUAUACAGCGCUAUAUCUGGGAUGGAGAGAGCAACUGUGAGUGGAGUAUAUUCUAUGUGACAGUGUUGGCUUUUACCCUCAUAGUGCUAAUGGGAGGUUUAACUUGGCUUUGCAUCUGCUGCUGCAAGAGAAGAAAAAGAACUAAAAUAAGGAAAAAAACAAAGUACACCAUCCUGGAUAACAUGGAUGAACAGGAAAGAAUGGAACUGAGGCCCAAGUAUGGUAUUAAGCACCGAAGCACAGAGCACAACUCCAGCCUGAUGGUGUCUGAGUCUGAGUUUGACAGUGACCAGGACACAAUCUUCAGCCGAGAAAGGAUGGAAAGAGGGAAUCCAAAGGUUUCCAUGAAUGGCUCCCUCAGAAAUGGAGCUUCCUUCAGUUAUUGCUCAAAGAACAGAUAA